Messenger RNA from Conger conger (European conger), 951 nucleotides. Its product is annotated as olfactory receptor 52E4-like. NCBI's taxonomy places the organism in Eukaryota, Metazoa, Chordata, Actinopteri, Anguilliformes, Congridae. Bases 1 to 951 code for a protein of 316 amino acids. The transcript has a single exon. The record is from RefSeq and is a predicted model, not a curated record. Gene Ontology annotation, cellular component: membrane. Gene Ontology annotation, molecular function: G protein-coupled receptor activity; olfactory receptor activity. Gene Ontology annotation, biological process: G protein-coupled receptor signaling pathway.
AUGGACAACAUAUCUUUCAAUAUGGUGUUCACCCUUACUGGUCUCAAGGAAGCAAAAGCAAACAAAUAUACAUACUUUGUUGUUAUUCCAUUUGUUUAUUUCUUAAUUAAUUUAUUUAAUCUGACACUGAUUGUGACAAUUAUUCUAGAGAGAGCACUCCAUGAGCCCAUGUACAUCUUCCUGUGUAACCUGUGUUUUAGUGGACUGUAUGGAACAGCUGGUUUCUACCCUAAAUUCCUGUCUGAUUUAUUUAAUGACAUUCAUCUCAUCUCAUACAAUGGUUGUCUACUACAAGCAUUUAUAAUCUACAGUUAUAUACUUUGUGAGUAUGCAGCAUUAAUGAUAAUGUCUUAUGACAGGUUUGUUGCAAUAUGCAAACCAUUGGACUAUCACAGGAUAAUAACAUCUCAAACUAUUGGCAGAUUAAUUUUGUAUUCAUGGUCAUUUCCAUUGAUCGCUGUGUUCAUUGGAAUUAUAUUAACAAAGAGAUUGAGAUUAUGUGGAUCCCAUAUCUAUAAAGCCUACUGUGACAACUGGUCAGUUGUGAAACUGUCUUGUGUACCAACUACAAUUAAUAUCAUGUAUGGAUAUUUCUUAAUCUGUUCAGUAAUAGCACAUGCCAGUUUUAUUGUGUUGUCUUAUAUAAAAUUGAUCAAAGCAUGCAUAAUAUCAAAGGAGAGUAAGAAGAUAUUUAUAAAGACCUGUUUACCACAUUUACUUUCAUUAAUUAAUUUUACAAUAGCUAUUCUUUUUGACGUAAUGUUCAGUCGAUACGGAUCAAGGGAUUUUCCAAACAGUUUACGUAACUUCCUGCAGCUGGAGUUUCUAAUAAUCCCCCCUCUUUUAAAUCCCAUUAUAUAUGGGCUGAAACUGGCUGAGAUACGUAACAGAGUUUUCAGAAAAUGCAAGAAACCUAAAAUCAAAGAUUGUCCGCAUACAAGAAAGAGAUAA